ACUUCUUUUCGACGGGUGUUGGUGGCCCACACCUUUAAUCCCAGCACACGGGAGGCAGAGGCAGGCAGAUCUCUGUGAGUUCGUGGCCAGCCCGGUCUAUAGAUCAAGUCAGGUGUUGCAAAUACUUUUUUUUUUCAAGACAGGGUUUCUCUAUAUUGUUUUGGAGGCUGUCCUGGAACUCGAUCUAUAGACCAGGCUGGCCACGAACUCACAACAACAAAACUUCUUUUCUGUAUAGGACUUUUUAAUAUUUUUAAAGAUUUGUGUAUUAUGCAUUCAACAUUCUGCAAGCCAGCAGAGGGCACCAGAUCUCAUUAUAGAUGGUUGUGAGCCACCAUGUGGUUGCUGGGAAUUGAACUCGGGACUUUUGGAAGAGCAACCAGUGCUCUUAACCUCUGAGCCAUCUCUCCAGCCCUGACUUUUUAAUAUUUAAUAAUCUAAAUAUUCAACAAGAUUCUUAAAAUUUCCUACAUAGUUUGUAGAGAGGUCCAUAAAUAACAACUGCAUAGGCUGUUUUCUGUUUGCUUACUAACAAGGCCCAUCAUUAUGGCCAUAACUGAUUGAAUGGAGCUGUUUGGGGGGAUUGGGAUUUCUCUGUGUAGCCCUGGCUGUCUUGGAACUUACUUUGUAGACCAGGCUGGCCUCGAACUCACUGAGAUCUGCCUGCCUCUGCCUCUGAAUGCUGAGAUUAAAAGUCUGGGGAUUUUUGUUGAUUUUAAUGUUAACUAUGAAAUUAAAAAAAGAACAAGACAUUAUAUAGUAUCAGGAAUUUCUGUGCCAGGUUUUAAGUUUUAAAAUCUUGUUUACUAUAAGAUUGGCAAACAUUAGGUAGUCUUAUAAGUUUUCAGCCAGGUGUGAUGACUAAACUUGGGAGGCUGAGGCAGGGGGAUCUCUGUGAGUUUGAGGCCAGCCUGGUCUACAUAGAGAGUUCCAGUAUAGCCAGAGCUACAUAGAGAGACCCUGUCUCAAAACAAAACAGAAACCAGUUUUUAGACAGACUUGGUAGUUCCUAUAAUUAGGUGGAGGCAGGAGGAUUAUGAGUUUGUGACCAAGCUGGGCCAGGCUGUAAAGUAAGACGUAGUCUCAAACUAACGAAGGUCUUCACCUCAUGCCUAUUAACUGGAGCAGUAAGAAGCAUGGAUGGUGCAGAUCACACUCCUAACCUUCAACAGACCUGCACUUGGUAGCCCUGCCUUUCCAGAGCCUAUAGAACAUGGUUUUACGUUCACCAUGUGAAGUUACAAACCUCUGGCGAGAUGCCUCAGAGGUUGAGAGCAUAUACCUGACUUGGAUUCCUACCACCUACAUCAGGGAAAUGCAGUUUUCAGUGAAGAAGGCUAACAAUGGAGAACCCUGGAGAAGUUACCAGAAAGCUUCACCAGCAGUGCCAGCUUCAGUGGAUAUCACAGAUUCUGACUAGCCUGUGGCUUUAUUGUCUCUGAGGAUCCAAUGCCUAGCAGAAGACCAAAGUUCACAGGUUAAAGAAGAAAGAUCAUAAGCAUCAUGAUGGACUCAGAAGCGCAUAAUAAGAGGCCCCAGAUGCUGACCUCUUCAAACCAGGAUUUGUCUGCUCACAUUGCAGACGUGGGGCAGAUGAAGCAUUACUUCUGUGGCUGCUGCGCAGCAUUCAACAACGUGGCCAUCACAUACCCAGUUCAGAAGAUCCUCUUUCGGCAGCAGCUGUAUGGCAUCAAAACCAGGGAUGCCGUGCUCCAGUUGAGGAGGGAUGGGUUUCGAAACUUGUACCGUGGGAUCCUGCCCCCGCUGAUGCAGAAGACAACCACGCUGGCCCUCAUGUUUGGUCUGUAUGAGGACCUGUCACGUCUGCUCCUUAAGCAUGUGAGCACCGCUCCCGAGUUUGCCACCAGAAGUGUGGCAGCCGUGCUUGCUGGGACAACAGAAGCCGUUCUCACUCCAUUCGAAAGAGUUCAGACUUUGCUUCAGGACCAUAAGCACCACGAUAAGUUCACAAACACGUACCAGGCCUUCCGGGCCCUGAGAUGCCAUGGAAUUGCAGAGUAUUACCGAGGCUUGGUGCCUAUCCUUUUCCGAAACGGAUUCAGCAAUGUCCUGUUUUUUGGCCUUCGAGGGCCAAUUAAGGAGCAUCUGCCUACUGCCACUACGAAUAGCGCACAUCUGGUCAACGACUUCAUCUGUGGAGGCGUGCUGGGUGCCAUGCUGGGCUUCCUAAGCUUCCCGAUUAAUGUUGUCAAAGCCCGAAUACAGUCUCAGAUUGGUGGGCCAUUCCAGUCUCUUCCCAUGGUCCUCAAGACCAUCUGGCUAGAACGGGACAGGAACCUGAUCAAUCUUUUCAGAGGCGCCCAUCUGAAUUACCAUCGCUCUCUCAUCUCCUGGGGAAUCAUCAAUGCAACUUACGAGUUUUUGUUAAAGAUUGUAUGAUGAGGUCACCACAUGAAAUGUUAUUCUGGACCAACUAGACCUAAAGAGAAUGCAAUUUGGCUUUGCUCCUAAUUGGCUUAAAUACAGGUUGGUGUCAUUAAGUCCAGGCCACAAUAAAUUACAGACAAAGCAUGGACAAAAACAGUAAAAGGUUUCAGUGGGCAGAUAUCAGGGUUUUGGUUUGAUCAUUACUCAAGAGCUUUAGGCUGUUACCUGGUAACUAGCCGUGUAUCUGAUGACCUUUUCAGGGCAGCUGUCAGCCAAGAUAGAGUCCUCUUCCUCCCGGAAGCAGUUGCUAGGCUUUCUUAUGGAGACAAUGGCAUCAGCAGCAGGAGCAUGUUUUCCUACCCCAGGGCUUCUCGGGCUCUUUCUCACCUCAUUGGUUGCUCUGCUCGUAGGAGGGUCACCGUCAUUAACCCCGAGCGUUGCAUGGUGGACUGGAGCAGAGCAGACGGAAGUUAACGUCUUAGCUAUAUAGUUCCAUGAUGAAUUGUUGGAGUUAGCUUUGAUACUAAGUGCUGUUGGUAGUCAUUAUCCAAACUCCUUUUAUUUAGAUUUGAUAGACUUGAGCAGCUAAUGGAAGCUUCCAUUUCACUGUUUAGCUUUGAACAUUUUCUGUUUAAUUCUGAAUGUGACUUUAAGCCCUUCCAGAGUGUCCAUGUGUUUUUUUCUGAAUUCGUUGCCAAAAGAUAGGGUGACCUAGUUAACUUCUGUCAUGGGCUUCAUCCUGGUAAGCUGUUCACUGCAAUGUCUACUGUUUUUGCUUGGCUUCUUUAUGCUGCUGGUGUCAGCAUAGCUGACCAGUGCGGGCAUUGUCCCUUGUGAGUAGUGACGUUCGUCAUCGUAUUCUCUGGCACUGGACUUAAAAGAAUAAACACUUCCAUAAAGUUUUAUUUGGGGAGUCUGUUACUACGAUUCCAGGUGUUUUUCUUGGUUUCUCAGAGUGAGGUGAGAAGCAGAGGAUGGGUUUCCCAGUGCUUGUUCUUCUAUUUCUCUGGAAGGAUUUCUUCAGGGCUCUAUGUUCUAGGACCACUAGAGCAGCGCAGCAGGGUGUGGUCUGACAGAGAGUACCUGAUUCCCGGAGCUCAGGUAGGGUUUAACUGCCACUCACGGGGCCAAGGAAUCAGAGUUAAUUCUGGGCAAAUGUAACAUGACUCACAAUCCAGUUGAAAUACAUGCAUUCUGGAGAAGUAGUUUAUGAAUCUUUAGAAAGUUGUCUGUAAACUAGUUACACUUGUUUUCUAGGAUUUGUCAUGGGAGAGUCAGCUUGUCCUUUUUUCUUUCCAUGGUGCUAGGGAUUGAACCCAGGGCCUUGCACAUCCUAGGCAAACACUACCCACUGAGCGACACUCCAGCCUCCCCCAGUUUUGUUUUUGAGACAGGAUCUCAACACGUAGUCCAGGCUGGUCUUGAACUUACAGAGGUCCACCUGGCUCUGCCUUCUGAGUGCUGGGAUUAAUUAAAGGUGUGAGCUGCCACACCUGGCAUCUCCAGUCUUUAAAGGUUUCUUAGAGAUUUUUCUGGGUAAUCGCAGACGAAUAUGUGCUCAUAUCUACAAACUGAAAUUAGACCCUCAACUGGAGUUUGCUAGAAGUUUCUGGGGCAGGUAAUCCAAAAUAGCUGUUUACCUCUACUACAUUGAAGCUGGUUAAAUGAAGUACACUUUCUCCCAGCUGUGAAGGUUGGGAGCAUAGCAAGCAUUGGGGUGACAGUAAUGGAGCAGCACUGACGGAAAACUUUGUGCAGUGCAGACAUGGAGCUGUGAGGACUCAAGAAUUUGGCCCAGACAAGUGUGAGUAGUACCGUGGCUUCAGUUCAAAUUUGAAGGGGAUGAACUCACAUGAGAGAGGGCAGCACCCACAGCGCGGGGAAGGGGAGCUAGUUAAUGGGGGUUAAGUUACAGGGCUUCCACCCUGGCCCUGGUGAGGUCACUGGCCUUCCAUGAUAGGCUUGUUUUCUGCACACUCCUGCAGGUGGAAGAGGCUUAAGUUAAGUUGUAAAGCACUCCUGUGCAGCACGUGAGGGUUAUAAGGGCAAUGCUUUGGCUGUAUCAAUUAUGUGCAUUUUAAAACAAACUUUUUAAUGAUUUUUAACUUUUAAGCAUUUUUAUCACUCUUCAAGCUCUUGAAGACUAAAAUGCAGUAUAUUACAGAGAUGGCUUUGUCUGCUAUAAAUUUAAGCUUGACAAAAAAAAUUCAUAAUUUGUAACCCAGUUUGUCUGAACUUCUUUCUACGCCGCUAUGUAAUUAAUAGAUUCUAACUAGUGUGGUGACAUUCUUUACAGGCAAACCUGAUGAAAGAACUCUGAAAAGCUUUAAAGUGGCCUUUCUGUUGCAUGUGUGGCACAGGUGGCUCAUGAGCACGGGACACUCGUGUCCUAUGCUCCUUAGCUGAUGCUGUCAGACACACGAGUUUUGCAUUUAACACGCUUGAGUGCUGGGAACCGUCAGCACUGCCCUGGUGCCCACACAGCCUUUGCACGGUGGCAGGUUGUUACCUUACCCCAUUUGUGGUUAGACACAGAUGUUUGUGCCUGUCAUCAUCCAUCUUGUGGUUGGUCAUAUAAUCACUUGCUACAUAUUAUGACCCUGUUCAAUAAAGCAGAAUUGUACAUAUAUAUAUAUAGUCAUCUUUGAGUCCCUAAAGUCCCUGAGAUCAAUUACAAUGUAGAUAAGGCCACAAACUUGUAAGGUAAGGUGCAGAGUGCUGGCUUUGAUUGCGUGGCUGCCAUUGGAUGAACUCUGGUUGGAAGGAGGUCAGUGCAGUAUGUGAUGCGGUCACAGAUGAGGCCACAGACUUAUCCUUGGUUUCUUUAUGUUCAAUGUAUUUUUCCUCAUGUACAAAUAAAUGCAUAUUAAAAACUUGAA
Molecule: messenger RNA, 5267 nt
Organism: Mesocricetus auratus (golden hamster)
Lineage: Eukaryota; Metazoa; Chordata; Mammalia; Rodentia; Cricetidae
Gene: Slc25a51
Product: solute carrier family 25 member 51
Exons: 4
Coding region: 1504-2400 (298 amino acids)
Source: RefSeq, a predicted model, not a curated record